Alternaria alternata is the source of this 2349-nucleotide messenger RNA. RefSeq lists its product as hypothetical. NCBI's taxonomy places the organism in Eukaryota, Fungi, Ascomycota, Dothideomycetes, Pleosporales, Pleosporaceae. The record is from RefSeq and is a predicted model, not a curated record. The transcript is spliced from 4 exons. Bases 1 to 2349 code for a protein of 782 amino acids.
AUGAUCACAACGAUAACAGCUGGCGGUAUCUUCUCGGACCGCGCACCUCUCUGCCCACCCCCACUCACCAUCCAGAAAAAGUCGCGCAAAGCAACUUUUCGACGGCGAAUAUUUCGUAAGUCAACCCCUACCUCCAGCGACGACCAGUACGUGUUCGGGCCGCUAGACGAUAUCAUCGACGAGAUCAAAAGCGAUAUUUGGGAGUUACCACUCGACUAUAGCUUCGAGUCGUCCGUGUUUGGCUGGGAGCGCCCACUCAAAGCACCGUGGUCGUGGAGUGUAACACCUCUUCCCGUCAGUCGCACUCCUAGCGACCAUCCUCUGACAAUACGGAAGAAUAGAAACAGCCGCUCGUCAGCCUCAGGCUCAAGCCUAGGACAUUCGAUGGCGUCUCCGCGCAACAACAGCUAUGACGAGCCCGAGAGCGGCGGCCCGGUACGUUCCGUGCAUACCACUGAAUUUCCCCCCUGGCCCUCGAUCGACAUGCUGUCGAGCAAGGCUAUGCAUGCAUCCAAGCCUCCUGAUUUUGCUGCUGGCGCUGAACACAUGAGCGCACAACAGGCUCUUGAGAAAGUGAAUAGCAAACCCGAACACCGUGCUGAGCCUCCAAAGCGGCGUAUGUCCAAGUUGCGGCUUUUCACAAGUGGUCUACCCCUCUUGCGUCGCCAGAAUACCGGAGAUACGAGCGCUGGUGUUGGCGAUACGUCAGAUUCAAGCUCGCCAACGGGCACUACAUCGCUUGGAUUUCAUGUUGGGAUCGAGGAAGGUUCAUCGGUAGAGUAUCCGGGCGACGAAGCUGUCGAGGCUUACUUGCUACGUAAUGCCCGCAAUGGAGAGAAGUUCAGCUCCAUUAUGGGCCGCAUUGCCAAGCGUCUUCCUUCCCCUACGGACUUUGAUCACGAGACAUCCGAUGCACAAGUGUCAGGCUCAAGCUCACUAUUGCCGACUACUCUUCGGGCAGCGAUUAGACUGUUCCCAGAGGAAAAGCUUGUUACCGAGGAGUACCAAGAGCUCGGCGUCGCUAUUGAUAUCGAGGGUGUCCUGUACAACCGAACACCUCUGCCUGAUACCGGGAUCGAUGUGAUCUUCGUGGUAGACAACGGGUACUAUGUCACCACAGCUUGUCUGGAGAGGUCAUUGGACGUUGUCAAUGGAGCCUUGCAUCAUCUUGGCCAUGGAGAUCGCCUGGCUCUAUACACCACUCAUUGCACCCACCGUGAUGUCACUGGAAACAGGCCAGAGGUACUGUACCCACUUCAAUCCGUGUGUGCGGAUGUCGAAGAGAUAUUCCAGGAGUUGACGUCGGGGAUCGCACAGUCGGGUUCGCAGCUAUGGGACCCGCCUCGUCCCAACCCCUCCAUGACCGACGUCAUCCUUGGCAUAGCCAGGUCUAUGCAAGGCAAACACCUGAAGGCUGGUCUUACUCAUAUCAUCGUGCUCUCUCCUGUAGCCCAUGUUCUACACGACGUGUCGAAGACAUUUCCAGGCCUUUACAUCCAUCGCAUCAAUCCUGCGCUUCUUCCCUAUCGUCGCGAGCCAGAAUUUCAAGACAUCGUCUGCCUUGAAGAUUGCUGCAAGAAUGUGUUCGCCAGUAACUGGUGCAAGUACCAAUCCACCUCUGGUCGCAUCAAGCGCAUCUUGAAGAAUGCUCGGUCUGAGAAGCCCGUCGGCGAGCUGACUGACUUGAGUGUGGAAAUUCGGCCCAAGUCAGGCUGUGAGGUUUUGGAUGUUUACGGACACAAGGCGAUCCCUCAUUUGUUCCCAGGACAAGUUCACACACUCUUCACUCGCCUUCGCAUCAACAAGGCUGAGACCCAGAGUGUCAAGCUUGACUCCAACGAUCCUAUUCUCAAUUCGAGUUUAGACGCCAAUGGACUGAGACAGGAGCUACUAAACGCCGUCCGCAUGGGUGCAACUAAGGUCCACAUCCUAGACGUACAGGUACUACAUCACACUUCACUUCACGGUGCACGAUCCUGGAUCUACACAGAGAGUCCACUAAUUCUCACACGCGAGCUUGGUGGUCUAACACCUCCCCAGGAUACAUCCAUGGAGUUCUACAGGCGUCAAAUUUUCUUCAGCCUCGUCCAAGGGUCGGCAAAUGAGGCUAAAAUCAUGGCAGAAAAGACUCUUAGUACCCUCCCUGAGUAUCAUGAACAAGCAAAGAAGCUGCUUAAGCGCAUAGCGCAAGAAAUCGAGUGUCACAUCGCGAUCCGCGAGUAUGAGAAGAAACACCGACAGAGGCUUCCACUGUGCCCCGGUCCCAUCGAGAUUGAGGGACCCCACGAGUGGCUUGAUGAUGUGUGGGCACGCAAGAAGAAUAAGCGCAGCGGCGUAGAUAUGGCCUGA